Meriones unguiculatus (Mongolian gerbil) is the source of this 2492-nucleotide messenger RNA. It is a transcript of the gene Mtfr1l, whose product is annotated as mitochondrial fission regulator 1 like. Gene Ontology annotation, cellular component: mitochondrion. Bases 634 to 1653 code for a protein of 339 amino acids. Gene Ontology annotation, biological process: mitochondrial fission; aerobic respiration. NCBI's taxonomy places the organism in Eukaryota, Metazoa, Chordata, Mammalia, Rodentia, Muridae. The record is from RefSeq and is a predicted model, not a curated record. The transcript has 8 exons.
AGGGCGCGAUUCCCUGUGCCCGCGCAGCUUCUCGCGGGCGGCGCCGCUGUCCGCCCCCCUCGGCGGGCUCACUAGCCCUGAGGUGGAGUUGCUGGCCGGGGCAGCCCGCGGUUGGGGUCGACCCAGCCGUUGGAGUGCGGUACCAGGCUUCGCGCCCGGGCCGCGCGGCCUUUCUGAGACCUACGCCGGCCUGGCGGCCCCUGCGCGCUCCGGCCCGGCCCGUGGGUCCAAGGGCCGUUGCACUUGAGCUGAGGACUUGGCCGACCUUGGCUCGGGCCGGGUCGCGGGGGCGGGGGCGCGUCGCUGAGCGCGCAAGGUGCUGCGGCCGGCCGGCCGCUUGCGCUCCGCGGGUCCCUCCGCGGCCAGGGUUUGCCUGGCCGGCCGCUGGGCAAACUUUCUCCCGGGCCUAGGACUCCCGGGUCGGGGCCCUUCUCGGAGCAGAGCGGGUCUGCCGAGAGACCGUGCGUAAAGACGCGUGCACGGCCACCGCAGAAGGGGCUACGGCAGGCCAAGGAAAGGAAAUAUCAUGCUCCUGGAAAUGGCCUGAUAUGAAGGAGUCAUACCUCCAGCUUUCCCAAGCUGCCCAGUGGGUGCCUUGUCCUUCAAGUGCAGGAGCUGGCUGAAAUAUCAGGAAUGGAAGCCAAUGUGACUAUCCCAAUCUGGCAAAACAAGCCGCAUGGGGCUGCUCGGAGUGUGGUAAGAAGAAUUGGGACCAAUCUGCCCCUGAAACCUUGUCCCCGGGCAUCCUUUGAGACUCUGCCCAAUAUCUCUGACCUGUGUUUGAGAGAUGUACCUCCAGUCCCUACUCUGGCUGACAUUGCCUGGAUUGCUGCAGAUGAAGAGGAAACAUAUGCUCGGGUCAGGAGCGACACGCGCCCUUUAAGACACACCUGGAAGCCCAGCCCUCUGAUUGUCAUACAACGUAAUGCCUCAGUGCCCAAUCUGCGUGGGUCUGAGGAGAGGCUCCUGGCCCUGAAGAAGCCAGCCCUGCCUGCCCUAAGCCGUACCACUGAGCUGCAGGAUGAACUAAGCCACUUGCGAAGUCAGAUUGCUAAAAUAGUGGCAGCAGAUGCAGCUUCGGCUUCAUUAACGCCAGAUUUCUUAUCUCCAGGAAGUUCAACCAUCUCUUCUCCUUUGCCUUGCUUUGGAUCCUCAUUGCACUCUACAACUUCCUUUGUCAUUAGUGACAUCACUGAGGAGACUGAGGUAGAGGUACCUGAGCUCCCAACAAUCCCCCUGCUUUGUUCUGCCAGCCCUGAAUGUUGCAAACCAGAACACAAAACUACCUGCAGCUCAUCUGAAGAGGAUGACUGCAUCUCUUUGUCCAAGGCCAGCAGCUUUGCAGACAUGAUGGGCAUCCUGAAGGAUUUUCACCGGAUAAAACAGAGCCAAGACCUGAUUUCUCUGUGUACUGUCCUGGAACUCCUUUGUAGACUAGGCCGGCCUCUGCCUGCCAAGUGUGUGUGUGCCACUACAACCCAGCUUAAGUACCAACCUUUUAAGAUUCAUAUAAAUCUGGCUGCCCAUCAAAACUGCUCAGAUCUAAGGAGUCGGAGUUUACUGAAGGAAGAAGACCCUGCUGUACUUAUCUCUGAGAUCCUUAGGAAGAAGUUUGCCCUGAAGGAAGAAGACAUCAGUAGAAAAGGAAAUUGACAGCUCUGACUCUGCAAACUCAGUCUCUUGCUCCUGAACUCCUUCAAUAGCUGCCUUCCUCGCUGCAGAUGUCUGUCUCCAUUAGAAAUCUGCAAGUCUUGCUGACUAGGGCUUGAGCUGGAAGAGAAGAGCUGGAUUGUGUGUUUCCUGCCUUAAACCUUGGCAGAAGCUAAUGUCUGGUUUGAGAUGAGGCAUUUGUUACAUGUAAUCGGGUAAGGUGGAGCAUCUCUGCUUUAAGAGGUGAAGUUUCUUGUUUUUGUCUCUGUGAAAAUGGGCCCUAAAUGACUUAAUUCACUGUAUUAGACUCCAUAAUUGGUCUCACUGGACACUUUGUGCACAGCUGUCACUCACUCUCAGUAGCUUCUUUGCAACAACACAGGGCUAAGAGGGAGUGGCCGUUUGUGUUCCUGUUCACAGGGAAGAUCUUACGCUGCUCCAUCAUAGACCUACACGAGAGCCCAGCAGUCAUCCUUUCCCUCCAGCUAUAGGUCAGGCCACUGGACCAGCCACUACUUGGGAUCUGCAGGGAAGCCUGGCCUAUUUUUUCUUAAACAUAUUUUAUAAAACUACAAGACCUACCCUCCAGGGCCUCAUCGGUUCUACUGAUUCAAACUUUUUUUCUCCCAUGGACUUAAGUUUAUCUAGGAAGGAGGAAUGGGGAGAGAAAAGAGCAUAACAUCUUUUAUUCUAGAACAAUGACUGAUUUCUCUGGGUUGGGCCAAGAUUUUAUUUACUGCAUCAUGCAUGACUCGGGUGCCCUCAGGGCCCUUCUCUGUGGUAUGAAUACUGCGUGUUUGAGUUGAAGCACUACCUGAUAUUAAAUGAAGGACUUGGAGAAA